CGCCCCGUCUUCCGAUCUGAUCGCUGAUUGGCUGAGCGCAGUCUCAUGUCAUCAGUCUAUAUUCGGCGGAGCGCGCUCCUCUCAGAAGAAACAGCGGCGCGCUCGCGAGGAUCUGCCCGAAGAUGAAGAGCAAAGCCAAACUCACUCAUCCCGGGAAAGCCAUCCUGGCAGGAGGCAUCGCUGGAGGCAUCGAAAUCUGCAUCACCUUUCCUACAGAGUAUGUGAAGACUCAACUACAGUUAGAUGAGAAAGCCAACCCGCCCAGAUACAGAGGAAUCACGGACUGCGUGUCCCAGACGGUCCGUCAUCACGGAGCGAAGGGUUUAUAUCGAGGCCUCAGCUCGCUGCUGUACGGAUCCAUCCCCAAAUCUGCAGUCAGGUUCGGUGUGUUUGAGAUCCUCAGUAAUCAGAUGAAGGACGAGGCUGGGAAGCUGGACAGCACUCGGGGGUUAGUGUGUGGUUUAGGGGCCGGUGUGAUGGAGGCCGUCCUGGUCGUCUGUCCCAUGGAGACCGUGAAGGUGAAAUUCAUCCACGAUCAAACCUCGGCUAACCCCAAGUACAGAGGCUUCUUCCACGGCGUGCGGGAGAUCGUCAGAACUCAAGGGAUCCGAGGGACGUAUCAAGGCCUGACGGCGACCGUCCUCAAGCAGGGCUCCAAUCAGGCCAUCCGCUUCUUCGUCAUGACCUCUCUCAGGAACUGGUACAAGGGCGACGAUCCCGACAAGUCCAUCAACCCCGUGAUCACAGGAGCGUUCGGAGCCGUCGCAGGAGCUGCCAGUGUGUUUGGAAACACGCCGCUGGACGUCAUCAAGACCAGGAUGCAGGGUUUGGAAGCUCAUAAGUAUAAAAACACUAUGGAUUGUGCCAUGAAGAUCAUGAGACAUGAAGGACCAGCGGUGUUUUAUAAAGGCACGGUCCCGAGGCUGGGUCGAGUGUGUUUGGACGUGGCCAUCGUCUUCAUCAUCUACGAGGAGGUUGUGAAGCUCCUAAACAAAGUCUGGAAGACCGAGUGAAGAGAGACUCUGAGACGUCUCAAGGUUUAUCCCCGCCAUAUUUGAAAAUCACUUUAGUUCACAGAUUUAGUUUAUUAAUAAACGGAUUGCUUAACCGAUGGAUUUAAUAAAAGAGCCAACGAAAGCCGUUUCUGCCACUGAAUAAAAAAUAAGAGUAAAUGAAUUUAACGUUUUAACCAGAGAAAGAGGGAAUAUUUAUAGCUAUAUUUAGUUAACUACAGAUCAUUCCAUUACACUGUGAGAAAGAUAUUUUACAUUUCUGGCAUUUCUAAUUUGUUUGUUUUUUUAUCUAAUGUUUUUACAUUUGUAACACCUUUUUUAUGAAUUGAUUUGAAUAUAUUUAUUUUGCCGUUGCACGCGUGCCUUUGACCAUCGAGCUCUGGAGUUAAUUUUUCAGCACAGACAGGCGUUUCCGGAGCGUCUUUUCUGUUUCUGUGCAAUAUCAUCUGUAUCACACACCACUGGAAGACAGAAAUAUAUGUACUGUAAACACCUCUGAGCAGCAUGCAUCUCCCUCUGUGUGUGUGUGUGUGUGUGUGUGUGUGUGUCAGUAUCUGUUGUGUGAUGUGAAACAGUGUCAUCUAUAUAUUAUUGGUCCAAAUUUAAAGUGGCCACUAGAGGGCAGCAUGAACUGAAGUAUGGUUUUCUGCUUCAGUGUUGAUCUGUGUGUGAGUGUGUGUGUGUGUGUGUGUGUGUGAGUGUGUGUGUGUGUGUGUGUGUGUGUGUGUGUGUGUGUGUGUGUGUGUGUGUGUGUGUGUGUGUGUGUG
Puntigrus tetrazona (Sumatra barb) is the source of this 1780-nucleotide messenger RNA. Its product is annotated as tricarboxylate transport protein B, mitochondrial. Gene Ontology annotation, biological process: mitochondrial citrate transmembrane transport. The transcript has 9 exons. NCBI's taxonomy places the organism in Eukaryota, Metazoa, Chordata, Actinopteri, Cypriniformes, Cyprinidae. Bases 123 to 1013 code for a protein of 296 amino acids. The record is from RefSeq and is a predicted model, not a curated record.